GCGCGAAUAACCAACUUGGCCUAUUGAUCGUGUGACAAAUGAAUGGUUUGAACUUUUAAGCUGUUAGAUUUUGUAACAGGAGAAUAUAGGAGAUGUUUUUCGUCGUUGUAAUUUUUCUUCUCUGCGAGCCUUUCCUGAUAUCAGCUAACCAAGGAGAAGUAAUCCAAACCCAAUCAGGUUUAAUACGAGGCAAAAUCCAGUCGUCAAGUUUAGCCGAAGUCAAAGUGCAAAAGUUCCUUAAUAUUCCGUACGCCGAACCUCCAGUUGGUGAACUAAGGUUUCAAAAACCUCAACCUAAAAAGCCUUGGAACGGCACCUUAAACACCACUGAGGAUAUAAUCGCAUGUAUUCAACCAGAAAGGCCAGGUCUAACACUCACCGAAGAUUGCUUAAUUCUCAAUGUUUGGACACCAUUUCCACGUCCUAAGAAUGCUAGUGUUAUGGUUUGGAUUCACGGUGGAGCGUUUCGUUUCGGCAGCUCAGGCGAAUAUCCUGGUACAAAUUUUGUCGCCGUUGGCGGUGUCAUUCUGGUUACUAUCAAUUACCGACUUACAGCUCUGGGAUUCCUUGCAACUGGAGAUGACCGAAUUAAAGGUAAUCUCGGUCUAUACGACCAACGUUUGGCGUUGAAAUGGGUGAAAGAUAAUAUCGAAUAUUUUGGCGGGAAUUCAAAUUCAAUCACCCUCUUUGGUGAGAGUGCUGGAGGUGCCAGCGUCUCGGCGCAUACCGUAUCUAAAGGAAGCUGGGAAUAUUUUGAUAAAGCUAUUUUCCAAAGCGGAAACAUGCUCAUGCCUUGGGCGAUUAUGACUGAUACUCAAACCAAAGGCGGUUUACGAUGGUUUCUGGAGAAGGUUAAAUGCAGCGAUGAUGAUAAUUUAAUCGAAUGUCUCCGAAAUGUGAGCGUAGACACAUGGAAGAGAAUCUCCAAUCGCAAGGAUUUUUGGACAGUAUGGACCGGUCCUAUUGUCGAUAAAGAAUUUAUAACUGAUCAGCCAAAAAAAAUAUGGGAAAGUGGAAACGUUAAAAAGCAAGAUGUAAUACUUUCCUUCACCAAAGAUGAAGCGUUUCUAAAUGAUCAAGAGCUAUUGAAAACGUCCAAGAACAUUAGCGACUAUUUGAAUUGGUUCGAGCACAAAUUGAAAGCACAUUUUAAAAAUGCAUCAGAGGCGGUGUACGAGAAAGCGAGAGAACUUUACCAGCCGAAGUGUAUCCCUUCCUUUCUAGAGGCUUUGAAACCGAGUGUAGCAUUUGGAACAGACGAAUCGUUUAUUUGUGCUAGCAGACACGAGGCUAAACUAAGAUCCAAAAUCAUGAAUACUACACAUGUGUACGUAUUUCAAUAUUCUCAUGCCCCAUUGGUAAAAUACGUGACGUACUUGUACCCUUAUGGAGUGUUUGGAUUUUCAGCUCAUGGACUUGAUAUUGUGGUAAGCAUGCAUUACACUUGA
Messenger RNA from Dendronephthya gigantea, 1448 nucleotides. Its product is annotated as cholinesterase-like. The transcript is spliced from 6 exons. The record is from RefSeq and is a predicted model, not a curated record. NCBI's taxonomy places the organism in Eukaryota, Metazoa, Cnidaria, Anthozoa, Malacalcyonacea, Nephtheidae. The coding region runs from base 93 to 1448 and encodes 451 amino acids.